AUGCCUCCAAAAGCACAACAAUCCAAGGCAGCAAAGGCUGCAGCAGCAAUGGCUGGUGGUAAGAAGUCCAAGAAGAAGUGGUCCAAGGGUAAGGUUAAGGAUAAGGCACAACACUUAGUCAUCCUUGACCAAGAAAAAUACGACAGAAUCUUAAAGGACGUUCCAACCUACAGAUUUGUUUCUGUUUCCGUCUUAGUCGACAGAUUAAAGAUUGGAGGUUCUCUUGCUAGAGUUGCAUUAAGACAAUUAGAAGAAGAUGGUGUUAUCAAGGCUGUUUCUAAGCACUCCAAGCAAAUGAUCUACACCAGAGCUACUAACUAA
This is a messenger RNA of Pichia kudriavzevii, 321 nucleotides long. RefSeq lists its product as uncharacterized. Gene Ontology annotation, cellular component: cytosolic small ribosomal subunit. The record is from RefSeq and is a predicted model, not a curated record. Bases 1 to 321 code for a protein of 106 amino acids. The transcript has a single exon. Gene Ontology annotation, molecular function: structural constituent of ribosome. NCBI's taxonomy places the organism in Eukaryota, Fungi, Ascomycota, Pichiomycetes, Pichiales, Pichiaceae.